Molecule: messenger RNA, 1377 nt
Organism: Trichoplax adhaerens
Lineage: Eukaryota; Metazoa; Placozoa; Uniplacotomia; Trichoplacea; Trichoplacidae
Exons: 4
Coding region: 1-1377 (458 amino acids)
Biological process (GO): negative regulation of apoptotic process; regulation of cell cycle
Cellular component (GO): nucleus
Source: RefSeq, a predicted model, not a curated record
AUGGCAAGUUGUGAUAGUGCAACGAUUCCAUGCAACGACAAUUUUCACAAGAAGAUGGAUGAUAAUGGAAGCAGAGAAUUGAACGAGGAAAUAAAAAAGAAUCGCAUUGUCAUUUCUGAUAGAGAUCCUUUCAGUUAUAAUGGUGACCGUCUUGUGGUCAAGCCUAAUGCCGAAUUGAUGCAAUUUCUGCCUCCAGAAAAUGUGAAUGGUAAAGAACUUACAGCUCUACAGGUAAUGGAAUAUCUGAUUGAUUAUAUAUCUAGCCGUAAGUUGUGUAAUCCUCUUAGAGCGGAUUAUGUGGAUUGUAAAGGAGAUCCUUUGGAAAAAUUACUUUCUUGUGAUCAAUUUCCGGUAGCCAAUUUAUGGGAUCGACUAAAAAUGCAUCUAGAGGUUGUUCCGGUUGCGAACGAACAAAGUGUCAUAAAUGUUGACUGGAGAUCAAGACAGAAUUCUCAGGCUCACUAUGACAAUUCAUUAACAAAAGAAGAGAUUCCUGAUAGUACAGAAGUAGCCAAGGGUAGUAAACCCACAUUAUUUAGUGUAUUAGAAAAAUUAAAAGCUCAAGUACAGCAGCAGCUCGAUUCUGUCGUUGGGUAUGAGACCAGUACAGCUUCGGAACCAGAAGAAAAUGACUGGUCAUUGGAGGACACUAAUUAUCCAACUUUUGAAUUGGAACCAGUAACAGAUAGUGAAACCGAUGCUCCAAAUUCAGGAUAUUCAAAUUCUUCUUCUUCGGAUGUUGUCGAAGUAAUAUCGAGCAUCAAGGAUGAAAGAAAUUCAGCCGACAACAUUGGAGAUGAUGAUCCAGAGAUUGGUGAAAAAGAUCACUGGAAGUGUUUGUAUUGCCAACAGUUAAAUAAUCCAAUUGCUCGUAAUUGUGCAUUUUGUUGGAAAUUACGUGAAAAUUGGUUACCUAGUGAUGACGAUAUUGCUGUAGACGAUACCAAUGACGGUACGUUAUCUUUGAUACCUCAAGAUGAUGACUUGGAGCUUUCGACAUCUGCCAAUAGUAGUAUAGAUUUUAGUUUAAGGCAAGAAUCAGAUAGUUCUGGCUCGGAGAGUCACAUUGAUUCACCUGUUAGAAGUAAUAAUCGCAACAAUAGAUUAAAGAAGGAGCAACGGAAGAAGAAACAUUGCAAAAUAUCACGUCAGCUUAAAAGGUACAAGUCGGCGUCAAACAAGAGAUUGAGUACUGUUGAUGGAAUGUGCAUGAUUUGCCUUUCUGAGCCGAGAUCGGCAAGUAUUAUUCAUAUAAAUGAAGGUAUUGGUCAUCAAGUUUGUUGUUACAAUUGUGCGGAAAAGUUACGUCGUAGACGGAAAAAAUGCCCAAUUUGUCGCAGACCAAUUGAGCUUAUUGUGCAGAAUUUUAUUGGUUGA